Molecule: messenger RNA, 5057 nt
Organism: Branchiostoma floridae (Florida lancelet)
Lineage: Eukaryota; Metazoa; Chordata; Leptocardii; Amphioxiformes; Branchiostomatidae
Product: A disintegrin and metalloproteinase with thrombospondin motifs 9-like
Exons: 18
Coding region: 16-2733 (905 amino acids)
Biological process (GO): extracellular matrix organization
Cellular component (GO): extracellular matrix
Molecular function (GO): metalloendopeptidase activity
Source: RefSeq, a predicted model, not a curated record
CACACACGGGACGUAAUGGCGGCGAGGGGGAAACUUUGGGGACUGUUUCUCCAACUCACCGCUGUUCUGUCGGCGGUUCCGGGGGAACAAGGACUCGAUCUGCGGUGUCUGCAGGCGUGCAACUUCAAGUUCUGUCUCCAGGGCGACUGCGUGUCUACGCGGUCGAAGCUGAAGGCGAUCGACGGUGGCUGGGGGCCGUGGUCCAAGUACGGGGCGUGUUCCAGGACCUGCGGAGGGGGGGUCAAGUACGCCAGGAGGCAGUGCAACAACCCCAGUCCGCAGAACGGGGGCAAGUUCUGCCUGGGACGCAGGAUGAAGUUCAGGUCCUGCAACACCAAGGAGUGUCCGCCUGGCAGUAAGGACUUCCGUGAGGAGCAGUGUGCCAAGUUCAACGGGCAGCACUUCAACAUCAACGGCCUGCCGCCCUACGUCAGAUGGGUCCCCAAGUACGCUGGAGUUCUGAUGAAGGACCGGUGCAAGCUGUUCUGCCGCGUUGCGACAGGCACGGCGUACUACCGGCUCAAGAACAAGGUCAUCGACGGAACACCCUGCGGCCCCGACACCAACGACAUCUGCGUACAGGGCAUGUGCCGGAGAGCGGGCUGUGACCGUGUCCUGAACUCGAAGGCUCGGCGAGACAAGUGCGGGGUGUGCGGCGGGGACAACUCCUCCUGCAAAACUGUGGCUGGAACCUUCAACCUUAUCCAGUAUGGUUACAACGAUGUGGCCACCAUCCCUCGCGGGGCCACGAACAUCGACAUCAGGCAGCAUGGCUACUACGGACGUGUGGACGAUGACAACUAUCUCGCCCUGAGAAGAAGUAACGGGGAGUACAUCCUGAACGGUAACUUCGUGGUCAGCAUGUUUAAGAGGGAGAUCAGGGUGGCUGGCCCCGCCGUGCUCGAGUACUCGGGCUCUGACAACGCCAUCGAACGUGUCAACGGGACCAAGCGCAUCGAGGAGGACAUCGUAGUCAUGGUUCUGUCUGUAGGAAAGCUGUACCCUCCCGAUAUCCGCUACUCGUACAGCUUUCCUGUGGAGAAGCCUCAGUUCAGAUGGGACCCCAACGGGCCGUGGGGGGAGUGCAGCAAGGUCUGCCAAGGGCAGAAGAAAAAGAAGGUGCAGUGUGUGCGGGAGGACGACGGCCACGUGGUCUCCGACCAGCGUUGCCACCACCUGAACAAACCCGGCACCGUCACCUCCACCUGCAACCUGGACUGUGAGAUCAUGUGGGUGAUAGCCCAGACCAGCGAGUGCUCGGUGCGCUGCGGCACAGGAACCGUCUCCAGGGUGAUCCAGUGUGUGAAGAACCCACUCAGCAGCCAGCCCAUCGUGGUGGACGACAAGUACUGCGAGGACCAGCGGCCCUCGGAGGUGGAGAGGUGCUCUGGGGAGUGUCUGCCCACACACUGGGAGUUCACGCCUUGGUCUGAGUGCACGCGGACUUGCGGUGGCGGCAGCCGGUUCAGAGACGCCAGCUGCCUAGACAGCGGUGGGAACCCGGUCUCUCACGACGAGUGCGACGCCAGCAGUCGGAUUGUCGAUCAGGUCUGCAACGAUCGCGCCUGCCCGCAGUGGGUCGUCAACGACUGGACUGGGUGUUCAGUGACUUGUGGUGAUGGUGUCCGACACCGGCAGGCGUUCUGCCACAACGGUGUGCAGGAGGUAGAGCUGAGCGACUGUGAGACAGACUCCAGGCCGGAGAUGAAGCAACCCUGCAACCUGGGGGAGUGUCCCACCUGGCACUACGGCAGCUGGGGACAGUGCACCGUGACGUGCGGCCGCGGGUACCGUCUCCGCGCUGUGGUGUGUCGGACCCCGAAAGGCGAGGAGCUGGAGGACAGCGAAUGCGACGCUGCGGCACGGCACAUCGACGUCGAGGAUUGCGAGUUCGCGCCGUGUCUGGAACUUUUGCCCACCACGCCCCCACCGCCUGUUUGGGUCAGGACGGAGUGGAGAACCGGCUCAUGGACUGAGUGCUCGGUGACAUGCGGCCAGGGACUCCGGCAGAGAUACGUCAGCUGUCGGGACAUCCAUGGUAACGUAGCGGACGAUUCGGCGUGCGCGCACAUCCCCACGCCGAGCGCCCAGGAGACGUGCCUCCCAAAAUCCUGCGGAGGAGGACAGUGGAGAACCGGAGAGUGGAACAGGUGCCCUGUGAGCUGUGGCAGUGGCACGCAGACCCGGUACGUGGCCUGCGUGUUCCCCGGCCAGGAGAACAUCGCGGACGAGAUCGACUGCGACCCCAGCCAGCGCCCUGUCAGCGAGCAGGCCUGUAACGCGAACCCCUGCGACGUCCAGCGCUACUACAACCCAACACCCAGCAUCAGCAGUAACCGGAUACCCACGGGACUCACCGCCAAGUGGAGAACGGGGCCCUGGGGAGGGUGCUCGAGUACGUGUGCAGGCGGAUGGAAGCGGCGCGCUGUGGAGUGCCAGGACGGGAACGGCCAUCCCAGCUCCAACUGUAACGACAGAACGCGACCUUCAGAGAUGGCGCCGUGUAACGCUGGCCCCUGUCCGAUAUGGAACUAUGGGCAGUGGGGACAGUGUUCCGUAUCGUGCGGCGACGGUGAACAGACGAGACUCGUCCACUGCCAGCUGCCCAACGGUCAGAUCCUGUCGGACCACGGGUGCGAAGUCCUGGACAAACCGCCCGACAAGCAGCCGUGCAGAAACCACCCCUGCCCGCGGGCGGCGCGCUGGAACAGAGGACCCUGGUCGACGGUAUAGUCCCCACUUCCGUCUUGUCUCCCAGAGAUAUCCUAUAACUUAAGGCACGACAGACAUGCAGGGAACCAACACUGUUACAGGAUUCACAAUAGUCCCAAUAAAUCCCUGAUGUUCAAAAUCCCAUAUAAUCUCAUGUGGUAGCAACAUUCUCAGUCAAAAUUAAUCUAUAAAACUUGGUAACUUCAGUAUGAGGUCUAAGUAUGAAAUCCUGCUUUUCAUAGACUUUGUAGAAUUGCAGUCAACAGCUCUAGUUUCUGAAAUACGUUUGUGACUUAUUGAGAAUGUGAAAAAAAUAACUUGCAUUGCUAUUACUUGGAGCAAAUUCAAAAGGGAUUCCUUAAUUUUAUUCAUAUGGGAGGAGCUAUUCUGGCUAUCGGGGGCUGUCUAUAUACAGCACCUUCUGGCUUAAUAUGUGUCAUAAAGAAUUCUAACCCCUGAGUCUUAAACAGUUUUGUUGGUUCCUUCUGCAUGUCUGCUUCUGUUUCUUACUCCAUAGAGUUUGGUUCACUGACUCUGCAUUACAAGAAAGACUUCACAUCAACGACCCAGACUAUCUCUGACUUAAGCAACAAAACCAAAAGCUAGAAGCUAUGUCCGUUCACAAGAAAGUUUCAGCUGCUGUGCUCUGUUUGUACAACAAAUGAGUUGUGUUAAUAUUGUACUUAUUAAAAGAAGUGGAGGAAAACAUUUUUAAUUUUGCAUCAGUUCAGACUAAUUUUCAUCUGCCUGUUUCCACAAAAUUCCACAAGCAUGUUGACUUUGAGGUUUUUGCUGCUGUCGAUGGCUCUUAAUAAUGGCAUUGCACAAGCCUAGCUAGGAAGACAGUUGUUCCCUAGGUCUUCCAGGAGGCUUGUUGCAAAAUGUGAUGCAAAAGAUCCACUGGAAACUGCAGAGAAAGCCCCAAAACUUCACUCUUCUUUGGUGGAUUGUGAUUACAAUUAUUACAAUUACUUGUCUGCCAAAGGGAAUGCCUUAAAGCAAUUGUUGGUGGGUAUUUUGAAUUUCGAACAUACCAUUCUGUCAGUUGGACUGUCAUCCACUUGAAUUGGUACGAUCCAAAUUCAAAAUGUCUACCAAGGAUUGGUUUAUGUCAUUUGCAAAUCAUCAAUAGCACAUUUUUUCUCAUUCGAAGUUCUUAAACAUCAACUACAUCUCUAAAGUUAAAAUUUCCUGAGCUGCUGUGUACUUUAAAUCUUUAUUUAUUACUGCAAACAUUCCCAACGUUUGCACUGCCUCUUUUCCUCGAUAAAACUGUAUAAAAUCUUUUUUUGUGACAAGCGUCAGUGAACCCAAGAAUCUGAAGACUGUAUAGAAUUUAUUUAAUUCUUUUUUUACUUAAUGAUAAUUUCAAAUUUUGGAUCAGUUGCUUGUUCGUGGAUGCUAGCUAUUUAUGUUGUAUAGCAAGUUGUGUUCCUUUUUCAUCUCUGAAUAAUGAUUCUAUGGUACAUCAUUCUCCAUGUUUGAAAAUUGAGAAAUCCGGAGUCGUGUUUAUAAUAUUAUCGCUUUUGUUGAUGAGCCUGUUAAAUUUUUUGUUGUUGUAAGAUGUGAGACCUGUGGUGCUGGCCGGUGCUUGAAUGUUUGUAAAUAUACGUACCCCAGAGAGGACGUAGUGAGUGAGUAUACUAUAAGACGUUACGUGUUUGUCAACGACUGAAGAAGACAGCUGAUGACGUUCUCCUGGAAGAUUCUGACUGAAUUGGUGCUGCCGUCGUCCCUCCUAGACUACCUCGAUGUUAAUAUUGUCCCCGACACGCCUCCCUACACCCAGCACGGGCCAAACAUAGUCUCUGUUCGUUUGACAGAUUUUUUGUAGGAAGAGUCAUGAAGGAGGUCUUAUUCGGUGACUUUUUUUGUUGUUAUCUUAAUCGAUAACUGAAAGGAACCAUUUGGAAAUUUGUAUGCCAUCAGAAAACAAUUUUAUGUCAACAUGGUUCGAUUUUUUAGUUACAUUUUCAUAACAAAAUGUGGUAGGUAAUAUGUUCAAUUCUAGUUUUGAAGCAUUUUUUUUCUUUCUAAAUUCCUAGAAUCAUUUUUGACGGAAAGUGUGUUGAACUAACCAUGACCUUGUCUGGCCUGACCUUCAGUAAUUGUAAUGACCUUCACCAGGAAGAGUUUUAUUUAAAUUUUUUGUUAUUAAAUUUUUUUUUGUCAAAGUUGGAGCUGUGCUCUACAUGAUUAAUUUGUCAGUAAAUGUGCUCUAAUUGUCAAACCUUUUGUUAAAUACAUGAUGGCAAAACUAUUGUUCUGUAUUGUGCUUAUCACAAAUUUUCUUGUGGCUUUGUUGCGUCCAGCAAUAUUAAAGUGUAAAAAAAAUCAUAAAAAAA